AGGAGCACUGUAAAGCAGAUCCAGGCAGGAGUUUAAAGGGCAGAGUUGUAAAAACUCCAAGGCAGUGGGGAGUCGGAUUGCCUGAAGAUAGACUCCAGAAAAACAGCACCACGGUUCCACGAAGAACAAACAACUAAUGUUGACGCAACCUAACUGGAAUAAUCUUAUCCAUUACUGUUAGCUAGGAGCUGAAGAGGAGAGGAAAGCACGGGCGUUGAAUGAGCGCCAGAGGAUUUUCCUGUGAAACACCAGCACUCCUGGACACCACACAGACUAUGCAGCUCGAAAUCCAAGUAGCGCUGAACUUCAUCAUUUCAUACCUGUACAACAGACUCCCGCGGCGGCGAGUCAACAUCUUCGGCGAGGAGCUGGAGCGGCAGCUGAAGAACAAAUACGAAGGACACUGGUACCCCGACAAGCCAUACAAAGGAUCCGGGUUCAGGUGCAUCCACGUGGGAGAGAAGGUGGAUCCGGUGGUGGAGGAAGCAGCCAAAGAAAGCGGGCUGGACAUCGAGGACGUCCGCAACAACUUGCCUCAGGAGCUCAGCGUUUGGAUCGACCCUUUCGAAGUGUCCUAUCAGAUCGGGGAGAAGGGAGCGGUGAAGGUGCUCUACGUGGACGAUAGCGGAGACAACGGCUCCGAGCUGGACAAGGAGAUCAGGAACAGUUUUAACCCGGAGGCUCAGGUCUUCAUGCCAAUCUGUGACCCGGCGGGAGUCUCGUCCGAGUCCAGCUCGCCCUCGCCGCCUCCGUUUGGCCAGUCGUCAGCCGUCAGCCCGUCCUUCAUGCCGCGCUCCACCCAACCUUUAACCUUCACCACCGCCUCGUUCGCCGCCACCAAGUUCGGCUCCACCAAGAUGAAGAACAGCGGACGCAACGGGAGCAAAGUCGCACGCAGCUCUCCCACCAACCUGGGCCUGAACAUCAACAGUCUGGUCAAGCAGAAAGCCAUCUCCGGCUCCGUGCGUUCGCUCUAUGGUUUCGUCCCGGGCAGUGCAUCAGCGCUCUCUCCUAACGCCAAGGACUUCGUGUUCCCCAGCCUCCAAGGCCAAGGGGGCUCCAGCGGGGCCGUGUUCCCGAGCGAGGACCCGCUCAGUCCUCUGCAGUACUGCAAUGCCUUCGACGUGUUUGCAGACUACGGGAGCAUCAGUGACCAGUCGCUCAUGGAUGGAUUAAACCUCAGUCUCAGCAACGUGCAGUACUCAAACCAGCAAUUCCAGCCGGUCAUGGCUAACUAAUGUUCAAAUGAUUGUCGGGGAACGGCGAACACGCACAACUGUGGAUUUGGAAACAGAUCCCUGGUAGUCACUGAUAAGUUCAUGUGCCCAAGGGUGUUUGUUUCACUUUAUUUGAUUAUUUUCUCCCUUGCAUCUUUAUUUCUUUCUCUGCCCCCUUGAGUUUGUACUAAAAAACUUGUUACACACACACACACACACUUACAUGUCUGAGUUCAGUUACAUCGGUCAACAACACGCAUCGUUUUCCUUUUUGGCCAAUACAGCAAAAAAACAAGCAUUUUUACUACCUUUUGGAAGAAAAAUACUCUAAAACAUAAAAAAGAAACCGAAGCUUCAAGUUCUGGCCUCUUACCGUAUUUUAAAGUUGGUAAAACUUGGCUGAUUUUUACAAAAUUGGCACUAAUGCAUAUACAUCUGGGGUUAUGUGGUCUUUUUCUAAUUGUAUAAUUUAAUUGAGUACAGAGUUUGUAAAAUAUCAGAGUAUAUAUAUUGUUUCUACAACACUGUAUUGCGUUUAUAUCUUUUUACUACUCCAGUGAUCUGUGAUGGCUGCAGAAGCUUUAUGUUAUAAUAUAUUUUGGUUUUUCUUAAUUUUUUUAAAUUGCUAAAGAAAUUCACCUUUAAAAAUCGAUUUAAAAAAAAAAUGUGUACAGAAUAUUCCUUUAGUGUUGGAAUUUCAGUGUAGGAAUAUUUGCUUUUUUGAAACAAAAAGAGUUGUAUUUUCUGUUAAGAGUUGAACAGAUUUUUGCUAUAUUAUGGACAAUGUAAUCGUAUAGAUUGAUUUUGUACCUACAUUGUGCAAUACUUGAUAAAAUAUGGUAUAACGAAGUAUUUUGAGUCAGUGUCUUACAUGUCAAGAGGGACUGAAAUAGUUUAUACUAAGUUUGUAUUAAAAUGCUUGGAAGUAAUAAUAUGCUUGUCUUUUACUUUCUUUUUUUAUUUGAUAUUUGCACCCUGGAUUUUUUUCAAUAAAAGAAAAUUUAUGCAAAA
Messenger RNA from Carassius gibelio (silver crucian carp), 2228 nucleotides. Its product is annotated as protein Tob1. Gene Ontology annotation, biological process: regulation of gene expression. Gene Ontology annotation, cellular component: cytoplasm; nucleus. The record is from RefSeq and is a predicted model, not a curated record. Lineage: Eukaryota; Metazoa; Chordata; Actinopteri; Cypriniformes; Cyprinidae. The transcript has 2 exons. The coding region runs from base 219 to 1238 and encodes 339 amino acids. Gene Ontology annotation, molecular function: transcription corepressor activity.